Molecule: messenger RNA, 927 nt
Organism: Malassezia pachydermatis
Lineage: Eukaryota; Fungi; Basidiomycota; Malasseziomycetes; Malasseziales; Malasseziaceae
Product: domain membrane protein
Exons: 2
Coding region: 1-927 (308 amino acids)
Biological process (GO): N-terminal protein amino acid methylation
Cellular component (GO): cytoplasm
Molecular function (GO): N-terminal protein N-methyltransferase activity
Source: RefSeq, a predicted model, not a curated record
AUGUCACAGACCAUUCGGGCGGUGCACCCGACCCCUGACGUCGCCAAGGGCGUUGCCUAUUGGGAAGAUGUGCCUGCGACUGUCGAUGGCGUGCUGGGCGGGUACGGCAACGGGACACUGCCGCGCGUCGAUGCACUGGGCUCACGGACGUUUCUUUUGCGUACGUUGCCGUAUUUGAGUGCGACACCUUCGCCGGCAUUCAACGGCGUGCCACGCCAGUGGAUGGCGGAGCGACUUGAGCAGCGUGGCGGUAAAGGUACUACUGUCACGCGCGCGCUGGACUGUGGCGCUGGCGUCGGCCGUGUUACCGAGCAUGUAUUGUUGCCGCUGGUCGACGAAGUGCAUCUGGUAGAACCGGUCGCGAAGUUUUUACAGGAAGCUAAGAAACAGUCUGUGAACUGGCACCCUAUGAAACAGACUCUAGAGACCUCACCGUUUCACGCCCGCAAAGCUGUCUAUUUCCAUAUCUCUACGCUGCAAGGCUUCCCUGUGGCACGCCCGCAGACGUGUCAGGAUACCUCUGAGCCCAUUGCGCCUACCUUUAUGGAUGAGACCAUGACACCGAUCGGCACAGAAGAAGUUGUUUAUGACAUUGUUCUUUGCCAAUGGUGCUUGCAGCACCUAUCUGAGUCGGACUUGGUGACGUUCCUAAAACAGGCCAAGACAACGCUGCGUCCACCGAAGCCGGCCUCGGAUCCCACCUUGGAAUGGAAUGGCGGCGUGAUCUUUGUCAAGGAAAAUGUGUGCCGGGAUGGAGAGGAUGGCAGUGAGUAUACGUGGUACGACGAUGAAGAUCAUUCUGUGACGCGAUCGCGUCAAGUAUACCUGCGUCUCUUUGCCGAGGCUGGGCUCACGGUAGUACGAUCGGAAGUCCAACAGGGUUUCCCGCCGGAACUAUUUGAAGUACAUAUGUGGGCUCUUCGCUAG